AUGGAUGAAGAGGCCCCAGCUAACCCUGGAGAACCAAAGGUUGCCAACCAGAAGGCAGGAUGGGAAAUGCACGUUAUCCUCAUACUGUGCCUGCUGCAAGCUGCCAAUGCAUUGAAGUGUCCGAGGCGGGUGUCCGGGGAGCCUGGGAAAGCUGUCACCAUCCAGUGCCAUUACACCCCCUCGUCCAUCAACAGGCACCAGAGGAAGUACUGGUGCCGCCUGAGCACCCUGACGUGGCUCUGCCACACCAUCGUGUCCACCAACCACUACACCCACCUUCGCUACAGUGGCCGGGUGGCUGUCGCAGACUUCCCGCACAGUGGCUUGUUUGUGGUGAGGCUGUCCCAGCUGUCCCCGGAAGAUGCGGGGUCCUACCGCUGUGGCAUCGGAAAUGGAAACAACAUGCUGUUUGUCAGCGUGGACCUGACCGUCUCUGCAGGUAUGGGCUGCACCAGCUCCAGCACCAGCGCCACGCCAGCUGCCAGUGAGCUCUUCAGGAGAUCCUUUGAAACAGCCUCUCCAGAGGCCAACACUUGGACCCCAGGCACCACUCAGACUAUAGAGAGACAGGGGACAGGAUGGGGCAGAGUUGCUCUGACUCCAGGAACCAGCAAAAGGACAGCUUCAGCUAAGGGAAUGCAGACCCCAGGAAUCCCUGGGGUUGUAGCUGCAGGGACAGGUAGCCAGGUAGAGAGUUCCGUCCGGGCUACCAUCCCUACUCCAGGGAGUCUGGUGUCAGCAAUCAGUGGCAUGUCUGGCACAACAGAGCGUGCUUGGCUGUGGGGCACCAGAAGCUCAGCAGCAAACAGAGCUAGGGCCAGCGAGGCAGGGAGAGAGACAACCACUGAGGCUGAUAAGCCGAGAGAGGAAGCAGAAAGGGUCAGAACAGUCCUGAAUGCAGACUGGGUGGUUAUAGGGACCAGCAGACCAUCAACCCUGGCCUCAGAAAAAUGGGUGUGGGAAACCCUCCAAGAAGCAAGAUUGAUUUCUAAGCCACACACCCUGGACUCCACUGAAGGAUCUGCAGCUGUGUGGACCUUGGAGCCCACCAGCAUAGAGAUGUCAUCUGCUGAAGGAAGCACUGAAGGGGACUUAGACAUCCCUGUUGAAGACAGUGGUCCCCGAAUAACACCAAGCCAGGACCUAGUAGCAGGACCCAAGGGCAAGGGGUCCUCCAUGAAGAGCGCUUCUCCAAAAGAGAAAAACAUCUCUUGGAUCCUAACUUCUGUCUCCACGGUGCUGUUCCCACUUGUGUUUGUGGCUCUUGUUCUAUUGCAAAGGAAGCUGCGGAGGAAGAGGACUUCUCAGGAGACAGAAAAGGCAGCAGGAGUCAUCUUGAUUCAGAUGACACAUUUCCUGGAGCUGAGCCUCCCGCCAGACCAGCGGCCCCACGUGGAGAGGAAGAUACUCCAGGAUGGCUCUCCUCCUUCCCAUGCCACCAUGACUGUCCCAGAGAGGGACCCUGGACCCUGA
Molecule: messenger RNA, 1473 nt
Organism: Miniopterus natalensis
Lineage: Eukaryota; Metazoa; Chordata; Mammalia; Chiroptera; Miniopteridae
Source: RefSeq, a predicted model, not a curated record